AUGAUGACAUUCGAAGAAGAUCAAGGUCCCAAGUUAAAGGUGAAUGCUAAGCUCAAGGCACAGCUGUGCCUUUGUCUCUAUGAUAAUGUGAAGACCCCACUAAUCUCUUUUGUUUUUUACCCACUGUGCAGCUUGAGGAAUGCAAAUGGUUUGACUGCAGCAGAUCUGGCCCAUGCUCAAGGCUUCCAUGAUUGUGCUCAGCUCCUCUCUAAUGCUCACAACCAGCUAAAUCAGAUAAAUGGAUUUGCCCAUAAUGGGACCGACCAUUCGCACAUCCAGGGCCACAGUCUUCUGAAUGGGAUAGCCAAUAGAAAAAUAUUUCUUGAUUGCAGAGAGCCAAACCACAUGAAGAAAGCAAGAACUGAGCGCAUGAAUUUUUCAGCGAAGACAAACAGUGGGAUUGGAGAGGAGCUUGAGAGUAUGAAUGUGGAAUCAACUGCUGAAAACCAGUCAGAUGAAGCCAUAGCCACAGGUUUGAGGAAUGGUCAUGGGCAGCAGAACAGUUUCACUGUCAACAGCUUCGUCACAAAUGGGCAGUGCUAUCAGUCCCAAUUCAAUGGGGUCGAGACCAUUCCAGAUGAGUCAAGAAUGGACAUGUGUGGCUCACUGCACCUCAAUGGUAGCCCAAGCAGCUGUGUAUCUCACCGGCCUGCAUGGGGUGCGUUCCUGCCUGAAUCCGGGGAACAUCUGCGCUAUGGACACUACCAUGGCUUUGGAGACACGGCAGAGGACCUGGAAGAUGCUAGCAGCUGUCGGGAGCACAGCACGAUCGUGAAGGUAGAGCAGCACUACGACCAAGAGGUUCUCAGUGCCGUGCAGCUGUUCCAUGGAUCAUAAAGUGAAAAUGAUAUCCGUACAUUUGAUUACAAGUGGUCACAUUGAUGGCAGCACUAUACGCUUUAAACUGAGGGGCUAUCUAGCACCUUAACGCAGGCUGUUUUGUUUUUGGAUUUUUUUUUGAUAAAGGGGACAGUCUUUCUACCAAAGGGGAGAAAUUGUAUUGCAUUUUGUAUCUGAGCUAAUGACUUAAUUUUAUUAUAUGUAUGUGUUUGAACUCAGCCUCGAUAUCUGGAUGCAUUUCUUUUUUUUCCCUUUAAUGCAACGUUAGAAUGUUAAGUUGUACAAGAAGUUGAUUUUUAUCUGGAUUGAGUUUGUA
This is a messenger RNA of Sinocyclocheilus grahami, 1156 nucleotides long. RefSeq names its product ankyrin repeat domain-containing protein 10-like. NCBI's taxonomy places the organism in Eukaryota, Metazoa, Chordata, Actinopteri, Cypriniformes, Cyprinidae. The transcript has 5 exons. The record is from RefSeq and is a predicted model, not a curated record. Bases 1 to 837 code for a protein of 278 amino acids.